Messenger RNA from Caenorhabditis remanei, 960 nucleotides. RefSeq lists its product as uncharacterized. Lineage: Eukaryota; Metazoa; Nematoda; Chromadorea; Rhabditida; Rhabditidae. The transcript has 7 exons. Bases 1 to 960 code for a protein of 319 amino acids. The record is from RefSeq and is a predicted model, not a curated record.
AUGCUUCAAAGAGACGAAAGGAAGACAAUUUCUGAUGCCAUCCACAUUAUUCUCUCCGCAUUGGUUGUCGGAUUCUACGUGAUUAUGGCUGUAUUGAAUCACGCUUCGGUUCUGCAUGGCAUCUUCCUUGUCAUCGCCGUAACCGAAACUAUUGUUUCCUUUCUCUAUGUCUUCAAAAUAACCUGGUUGAUGCACAUCCAUCUUUUUUGCCAAUCUGUUCUUCUCAUCAUUCCUGUUUUUUUGCUAUAUGCAGAUUUAUAUUUCUACCACAGUGUCACACAUUCGACCGCCUUCCUCAAAUCAUACAAGAUGGAUGCGUUUCUGAACUUCGUCUCGGAACCGUAUUCUCUGAUCUUAUCGAUUGGUCUCGUAACUGUUUGGCUUUGGCGAUUAUUUCUGACUAGAAUGGUCAUCGUCCAACAGGCUGCCAAGAAGAUCAUAGCGGCUUCGAAAGAAUCAUCACUGAAGAGCAAGAUGAUAAAAGGACAGCACAAUUUUCUUUCCGAUAUUUUAAAUACCACUAGCGUUAUCAUGUUCCUUGUCAUGGCUUACAGCACGUCCUCAAGCAAUGCGUAUACGCUUGUCAGAUUUGCGAUGUUCGAAGUAGUUUUUGCAGUGUUUCGAUGUCCUCUUCUCAUCGAGGUCCAAUUUAUGUAUCAGUCAGUCGCUUUUUCGUUUCCGUGCUUCCUUGCAGCUGUCUACGACAUAAAUAAGCUAGCCGGAUGCGACACGAAGGCCUUCUUGGAUUCGUACGAUCUCGUCAACGUCAUUAAGUAUUUUCAAGAAGAUCAUACUUUCCAAAUUCACUUCUUGUUGAUGUUCUGGUUCGUUCGUCUGGUCGACACCUACUACACUGUCAUCGGAUUGUCUACGUUCAGAAGAGUUGUCUACAAGCUCUCGAGAGGAAUCGUCAAUGAGAGACUGACAAGUCUUAUCAAAGAGUUAGAGACUAAAGAUUAA